Motacilla alba alba is the source of this 3493-nucleotide messenger RNA. It is a transcript of the gene RASGRP1, whose product is annotated as RAS guanyl releasing protein 1. Bases 212 to 2395 code for a protein of 727 amino acids. Gene Ontology annotation, molecular function: calcium ion binding; guanyl-nucleotide exchange factor activity. The transcript has 16 exons. Gene Ontology annotation, cellular component: plasma membrane. Gene Ontology annotation, biological process: Ras protein signal transduction; positive regulation of GTPase activity. NCBI's taxonomy places the organism in Eukaryota, Metazoa, Chordata, Aves, Passeriformes, Motacillidae. The record is from RefSeq and is a predicted model, not a curated record.
GGUGGCGGCCGCCGCCGUCGCUGCCCUACUUGAAUCGGUUUCAGACUCCUCCCGAGGCGAGACGGGAGCGGGAGAGCGGCGAGGCGGGAGGGAGGGAGGAGGCGAUGCUCGGGGCCGCGCCGCUCCGCCCGGCCUCCUCCGCCCCGCGCAGCCCCGCUCCCUGCGCUGCCGGCAGAGCCAGCCGGGCGGCGGAGCUGCGGCUGGGACCGGCAUGGGCACCUUAGGCAAGAGGAGAGAAAACCAGCAACCUGCCCAAGCAUGCAGCACUGCCCCUGAAUCCGCGCUGGAGCUGCAGCAGACCAGCCACUGUCCCAGCCUCUCAAAUCAUACUCAGGUCAUGAUGGUGCCGUUGGGGCACCUAGCCAAAGGAGCCACUUUGGAAGACCUUCUUGAAACCUGCAUUCAGUCUUUUGAUUUAGAAGGAAAUGCAUGUCAAAACAACCAGCUGCUAAAAAUCAUUCUGGCCAUGCAUCAGUUUUUCAUCUCCUCUGCAGACAUGCUUCAGAAACUCGUUGAUCUCUAUCUUAAUGCUUUAGAAAAUAACUCUUCCAUGCUGUGUGUAAAGAUCUGCUAUUUUGUGAGGUAUUGGAUUACAGAAUUCUGGAUUAUGUUCAAAAUGGACUCUAAACUAUCCGCAGCUAUGGAGGAAUUUCAAGAAGUGGUUCGAGCUAAUGGUGAGGAGUUACAUUGUCGUCUAAUUGACACAUCUCAAAUAAAUUCUAGGGAUUGGUCUAGAAAGCUGACACAGCGUGUAAAGGCCAACACCAGUAAGAAACGGAAAGUCUCACUUCUUUUUGAUCACCUUGAGCCAGAGGAGCUGUCAGACCACCUUACCUAUCUUGAGUUUAAGUCUUUCAGAAGAAUAUCGAAGCUCCACCAGCUGCAGAAUUUCAACACAUUAAUGGCAGUGAUAGGAGGUCUCUGUCACAGUUCCAUUUCCAGGCUCAAGGAAACAAGCUCAUGUGUUCCUCAUGAUGUCAUUAAGGUGUUUAAUGAAAUGACAGAAUUGCUUUCGUCUUACAGAAACUAUGAUAGUUACCGACGUGCCUAUAACGAGUGCAGUAACUUUAAGAUCCCAAUCCUUGGGGUCCACCUGAAAGACUUGAUAUCCCUUUAUGAGGGCAUGCCAGACUACUUGGAGGACAAAAAGAUUAAUGUGUACAAACUAUAUUCUCUGUAUAACCACAUAGAUGAGCUGAUACAACUCCAGGAAAUGCCACUUCCCCUGGAGGCUAAUAUGGACCUUGUUCACUUGCUUACACUGUCCCUUGAUCUUUACUACACAGAAGAUGAAAUUUAUGAACUUUCGUAUGCACGAGAGCCACGAAGUCACCGAGCUGCUCCUAUGACUCCUUCCAAACCACCAGUGGUUGCAGACUGGGCCUCAGGAGUGGCCCCAAAACCUGAUCCAAAAACCAUUAGCAAACAUGUUCAGAGGAUGGUAGAUUCUGUCUUCAAAAAUUAUGACCAUGAUCAGGACGGAUACAUUUCCCAGGAAGAAUUUGAAAAGAUUGCUGCCAGUUUCCCAUUCUCGUUUUGUGUAAUGGCUAAGGACUGGGAAGGUCUGAUUAGCAGGGAUGAAAUAACAGCUUACUUUAUGAGGGCUAGCUCAAUCUAUUCCAAAUUAGGACUUGGCUUUGCUCACAACUUCCAAGAGACCACUUACCUAAGGCCCACUUUCUGCGACAACUGUGCUGGAUUUCUAUGGGGAGUCAUUAAACAAGGAUACAGAUGCAAAGACUGUGGGAUGAACUGUCACAAGCAGUGCAAAGACCUGGUUGUGAUAGAGUGCAAGAGAAGACCCAAAAGUUCAGUUGCAGACAGCAGCCCAACAUCUGCUCUUGCUUCAAGCCUCUGCCCAGUAGGAGUUAAAGAACAAUUCCAUGGACAAGAAGAAGGAUCCUUCACCUUUCCUAAUGGAGAAGUAGUGGAGCACAGUGAAGACAGCAAGGAUCGAACCAUUAUGCUCAUGGGUUCCUCAGCUCAGAAAAUCUCAGUGAGACUGAAACCAGCUGUAAUUCAUAAAAGUACACAGACUGAUCCUGUACUGCUGGCUGGUGAUGUAUCUCGUAAGCGGAGAGAGAAGAAAGAACACAGGAUGCCAGAAAAUCCUUAUCUCCAGGCAGCUCCAGCAUCCACAUUUCCAAGCCCAAUUCUAGGCCGCCGAAAGGCAUUUGUUAAAUGGGAAAACAAGGACUCCAGCCAGAAAAUGAAGGAGGAGCAUCACAGCUGUAAACCCUCAUACCAGGAACUUGAGCAGGAAAUGAAUAUUCUAAAGGCAGACAAUGAAGGUUUAAAGAUCCAGCUGGAACAGGCACACAAAACAAUUGAAUCUCUCACAAUCCAGAAAAGAAACCAUGUAGCUGACAGUCUACAACACAGAGACUGCUCCUAGCAGAUGAGAGGAAAAUCUCCUAUGGAAUGAAAGAAUGUAAGACUGAAAGAGGGGCUGUGAUAAAGCUGCUUUCCAAGUGAACUGGAGAGAGAAUCUGCAGGAUAUUAAGCAGAAAUGUUCUCUUUACUCAACACAUUCCCCUUUUAAACAUGCACUCCCAAAUGUAUAAAAUAAUUUUGACCUUGUAGGGUAAUUUAGCAUUAUCUGUGCAAUGAAAAUAGUAUCUUCUGGGUUUGCUUUUAAAAGGAGUGUGUUGCUGAAGUCUCUGUUCAUGUUGAAGACCGUAGUGAUUUCCCAGUGACUUACUUAGCUGCCAGCAGCACACCUUAGUGUACAAAUGUUCUGACAAAGUAGCUAUUCAAAAGACUGGGUCACCUCAAAUUUGGCCCAAACUCAGUUUUAUAGAAACAAAUGUGUGAUAAAGCUGAGUAAGUAAAACUUUAGAAAAACUGCAUUAAGAAAAAAAAUCCUUCUUGGAGCUGAAACCAAUUAAAGACAUGAAGUGAAUGGUCACAUUUAAUACCAAAAAUUAACAAGAAACUUAAAAGUAGCUAAGCUAAUGAUAUUUGAUCCAUACACUUUAAGAUAAACUGACAAUGUUUUUAAGCAUCGUUCAGAGCUUUUGAAGUUCUGCUGCUCACUUACCUUUAUUAAAGUAACAGAAGUGAGACUAUAGAGACUUGACAUUGAAUAUUGCUUCCAUGCCAUGACUUGGAAGAUUUAACUCCCCUUAUUUGGCUUAAGGAAUAACUGUUCACAUACAUAUGCAGAUAUGGGACAAGGUUGAUUAUAUUUCUCUCACAUCAAAGUAAGAUGUCAUUGUUGAGCAGAAUCUUUAGAGCCGUAUUAUGAGGGAAACUGUACAACAAUCUCUGUGCAAUAGCUACUGUAUUUCAGAGCUCCUAACAAAAUUUCUCCAUUUUCUCUCUCCUAGAUUUCACAUGCACUUUACAUUAAGAGUCAAGAUGAGCGUGCUUCUAUGUGUGUAAAUUUUGUAUAAUAAAAGGUGUGAGGGAGGUAACUUAAAGACACAAAGUGUAUAUAUUUUUAAGAGAAAAUAAAAGUCUUUCAAGUUACUAAUAAAUCUACUUGUCAAAA